AUACCGCCUCCGUCCUGCAGGUGUCGCUGUUCACGCACUUUAUAAUGUAAACAACACUGAGGCAGGCGGCGGCUAAAACUGACAGCAGCUAAACUAACCUCUGCGUGGAGAGAAACGUUUCAUUUAAACAGCAUUUAAAGAGCAUUUCACCGCCGUGUUAUUUCGAUAAGCUCAGCUGUUCGCUGUCAGAGUUGUUUAUUAUUAAAAAAGGUUUAUUUAUUAUCGGUUUGAAGCUCAACGGCUAAGUUAGCUUAGCUCCCCGAACAUGAACUCCUUGGUCGGGUACGGAGUGUCGUCGGAGUCCGACAGUGAUGGAGAGGUGGAGGAUGGGCCCGCUCAGGAGCUGCCUGAUGCGGCUUCAGCUGCCACACGGAGCCGCUACUUCUUGCUGGAGCCUGAUUCAGCCUCCAGUGACUCAGAGGAAGAGGAGCAAGAGUCCUCCUCUCCAUCAACACCUGCCUCUUCUAAUCCACCUCCUUCUUCUUCUUCCCUCACCUCCAACAAACUCCCUCCUCCUUCCCUGAACACCUGCUCUGACAGCGGCGUGUUCGCCAACCCGUUCCGGGCUCAGGCGGAGCAGAAGCUGAGCGCCCUGCAGAAACACGUCCCCCUCACCAUGCAGGCCAAACCCUCCCAGAUAGGAGGCAAGAGGAUGUGCGUGUCCUACAGGAAGGACGGCAGGUGCAGGUUCGGGAUCAAGUGCAAGUUUGCACAUGACAGUGACCUGCAGACGCCGGUCACCCCUGCUGACUGUCACCAGGCUGUGAGUGAAGGAGAAGAGGGGUCAGAUCCUGCUGAAGCUGCUGGAGGUGGAGGAGGUGGUGGAGGAGGAUCCCAGAAGCUCCAGCAGGAGCUGAAAGAGGAUGAGUCAGGAGGGCAGGAGGUGAAGAAGAGGAGGGUCGGACUGAGCAACACUUUAAUUCCUCCUAAGCGGGCGAUGAAGCAGUACAACAUGCACAGGGACAGAGAGCGGCUCAACAUGUCCUGAUGUUUGAGGAGCUCUUACACCGUCGUUAAGCAAUAAUUAUGUUAUAGGAUCAAUUAAUAACUCAGGCAGAUGUUUAACCUAUAGCUGAAGAGAAGAAGUGUGUGUGUGUGUGUGAGUGAAUACACUUUGGAGAAAUGUUAAGACAUUUAUUUACAUCUUUUAUAAAUGAACAUUUGUUUUUUUGUGUGUGUGUGUGUGUCACAUCCUAAAUGACAAAUCAGAGAAGUGCAGGUUUAUUAUUGACAUAUGUUCCAAGGGUUUCUACAUAGCUUCGCUUAUUAAAUUACAUUACACUUCAAAAAAAAAA
Larimichthys crocea (large yellow croaker) is the source of this 1295-nucleotide messenger RNA. RefSeq lists its product as hypothetical. The transcript is spliced from 2 exons. Gene Ontology annotation, molecular function: metal ion binding. The record is from RefSeq and is a predicted model, not a curated record. Bases 266 to 988 code for a protein of 240 amino acids. NCBI's taxonomy places the organism in Eukaryota, Metazoa, Chordata, Actinopteri, Sciaenidae.